AUGCUCUUCGAGAGUGCCAGGGCACAUGACCGCUUCGGCUUGGAGCAGCUGUGGGCAUACAACUGGACCAGUAUGAAUUCAUCUUUCGAACUCUGCGAGUGCGAACGUGAACAAGGACACGAGGGCGAUUGGCCUCGGCCACAUGGACACCUCGACUGUGGCUGCACGUGCGGUGAGCUACGAGAGUGCUUGGCUGACGAGCGACAAGAUGAAAUGGCUGGCAGAUUGGGUACUGCUGGCUCGGGCCGGACACUGUGGGUGAAAGCAAGUGAGCAGGCAAUGAGUGCAUACAAGCCUCAAACUGGCUUGUCAACAAAGACCAGUUGUCAAGACAGUCUCAUAGAGUUCAUCCGGCAACUUCACAUGGGAUUUCCUGACCUACACUUUCCUGAAGCUAAAUACAACUUGAAUGAAUGGCAACCUGCCCGAAUAUGGCCCAGAAGUCCACAGAAGAAGCAGAACAAAUACAAGUGGUGGGAUGUAUGGCUGUCCAAAAUCCCUGGUGGCUGCGCAUGUGAACUGUCAGCCUUGCUGCUCUUCCAGAUACAGUAA
Molecule: messenger RNA, 552 nt
Organism: Pisolithus orientalis
Lineage: Eukaryota; Fungi; Basidiomycota; Agaricomycetes; Boletales; Pisolithaceae
Exons: 5
Coding region: 1-552 (183 amino acids)
Source: RefSeq, a predicted model, not a curated record